AUGGUGUUAGCAGAUUUAGGACGCAAGAUAACCUCUGCGUUACAGUCGCUGAGUAAAGCAACUGUAAUUAAUGAAGAGGUUUUAAAUUCUAUGUUAAAAGACAUCUGUGCAGCCUUACUAGAAGCCGAUGUCAACAUUCGUUUAGUCAAAAAAUUAAGAGAGAAUGUACGAUCUGUCAUCGACUUUGAAGAAAUGGCUGGAGGCCUCAACAAGAGACGUAUGAUCCAGUCAGCAGUGUUCAAAGAACUUGUCAAACUUGUAGACCCCGGAGUAAAACCCUUCCAACCUGUUAAAGGCAGACCGAACGUCAUCAUGUUUGUAGGUUUACAAGGUUCAGGUAAAACAACGACAUGUACAAAACUUGCUUACCAUUAUUUAAAAAAGAACUGGAAAUCUUGCCUGGUCUGCGCUGAUACCUUCCGUGCCGGUGCUUACGAUCAGGUUAAACAAAAUUGUACAAAAGCUAGAAUUCCUUUCUACGGUAGCUACACAGAAGUUGAUCCUGUAGUUAUCGCUCAAGAUGGUGUAGAUAUGUUUAAGAAAGAAGGCUUUGAAUUUAUUAUUGUUGAUACCAGUGGUAGACAUAAGCAAGAAGAAUCUUUGUUCGAGGAAAUGUUAGCAGUUUCAAAUGCUAUACGUCCUGAUAAUAUUAUUUUCGUCAUGGACGCUACUAUUGGACAGGCUUGUGAAGGACAAGCGAAGGCUUUUAAAGAAAAAGUAGACAUUGGUUCGGUUAUUAUCACAAAAUUGGACGGUCAUGCUAAAGGUGGAGGUGCCUUAUCAGCUGUAGCAGCCACAAAUAGUCCUAUUAUCUUUAUAGGUACAGGAGAACACAUAGACGACUUAGAACCUUUUAAAACUAAACCUUUCGUAAGCAAGUUGUUGGGUAUGGGUGAUAUAGAAGGCUUGAUCGAUAAAGUUAAUGAAUUAAAAUUGGAUGAUAAUGAAGAAUUAUUAGAGAAAAUAAAACACGGGCAGUUUACAAUGCGUGAUAUGUAUGAACAGUUUCAGAAUAUUAUGAAAAUGGGACCGUUUUCACAAAUUAUGGGCAUGAUUCCUGGAUUUUCACAAGACUUCAUAUCUAAGGUAAGUAUAAAAUAG
This is a messenger RNA of Ctenocephalides felis (cat flea), 1101 nucleotides long. Its product is annotated as signal recognition particle 54 kDa protein-like. The transcript has a single exon. Gene Ontology annotation, molecular function: 7S RNA binding; ATP hydrolysis activity; GTP binding. Gene Ontology annotation, biological process: SRP-dependent cotranslational protein targeting to membrane; SRP-dependent cotranslational protein targeting to membrane, translocation. Lineage: Eukaryota; Metazoa; Arthropoda; Insecta; Siphonaptera; Pulicidae. The record is from RefSeq and is a predicted model, not a curated record. Gene Ontology annotation, cellular component: signal recognition particle, endoplasmic reticulum targeting; cytosol. Bases 1 to 1101 code for a protein of 366 amino acids.